CGCGUAGUACGAUCUGACAAAGGCUCCACUACCCAGUCAGACAGCAGACAGACACACGACUACACGAGUUUUAUUUCCUCUUCGAUUCCUUGUUUUGAAAUUGUUCAGUUGAUUCGGAAAGAUUUUCAAAACAGUCCCGUCCAGCCUUCACUCAGCCGUCCGUGGUCAGUAAAUGGACACUUGUGGACAUCCAGUAAAUGAACAGCACAAUGAACCAUACCGAUCGCAAGAAAUUGCAGAAAAACUACGUAAAGUUGGUGAAUGAUGUCAAAUACUACCAAGUUUCUGCAUAUUUGAUUUCCAAGUUUGUUUUGGACUUGCGAAUGGACGCUGAAAUAAAGAGUGCCAAAACUGAACAGGAACAAAUGGGCAAACUCUUGGGUAUUUUACAGACAAGGGGAGAACACAGUUUCAAACAUUUUGUUGCUGCCUUGAAGACCAGCUCUCCAUGGUUGGCAGAUGAGUUGGACGUUGAUGUUGAAGUCAAGAGUGAGAAGCCCUAUGAAAUUCUUGAAAAAAUACAAAUCUGUGAUGUAUCUAUUGCUGACUUUAUCCCGGAAGUUCGAAGAACCCUAGAAAAAAGUCCAACUGUUUGCCGAAACUGGAGAACUGUGGCGAAUUCCAUGAGACUUCACCACACCACAAUUCAGGACAUUGAAGAAAAUAAUCGUUUUAGGACGUCAAAUGCCAUUUAUGAUGUGCUACAACACUGGGUGGACGAGUGUGGAAAUCAGAAAGCUACAUUUGGCAGCCUGAUUGACAUUUUACAAACUGAACGCAUGGCAUUUGCUGCAGAUGAAGUUGAAAAACUUUGGAUUAAACUUUCCUCAACAAAUGCACCAUCUUGCCAGUUAUCUUGAGCUAAUACUGCAUUAACACUUAAUUUUUUUUAUACUUACUUUGAUACUUACGUUUGAACGUGUAAUUACAACCUUGUAUCCCUUCAGAAAUUAUGUUGAAUGCAAAUAAUUUUAGCUUGACAACUUUGUAUUAGGUAUAAACAAUUAGCAUUUGCAUGCGUCCUUUAGAUAUUGCGAAGAAACUCCCAUGACUUAUGCUUGUAGUCACUACAUGCAUACAUCAAAACAUUAUCAAGAUUUUAAGCGGGAUUAUACCAUGUUUUGGAGUUUACAAAAAUUAGUUGUACUUCCUUUAAAUUUGUUUGAGAAUGUUUUAGUUUGGCUGUUAUCAGUUUGUAUUACUAUUAAUAAUCAAUGCUAUCUAUCUGCUAUCGAUAUUUACAAGUAUGUGAUGAUGAACUACAAGCGCUUAUUAAGAAGUAUUAUUAUUAUAAUCAUACACGUUAAAGGGUUAACCCUUUAACGUGUAUGAUUAACGACAA
Messenger RNA from Folsomia candida, 1342 nucleotides. RefSeq lists its product as uncharacterized. The record is from RefSeq and is a predicted model, not a curated record. Bases 198 to 860 code for a protein of 220 amino acids. Gene Ontology annotation, molecular function: protease binding; death domain binding. The transcript is spliced from 5 exons. Gene Ontology annotation, biological process: regulation of apoptotic process; signal transduction. NCBI's taxonomy places the organism in Eukaryota, Metazoa, Arthropoda, Collembola, Entomobryomorpha, Isotomidae.